Molecule: messenger RNA, 1211 nt
Organism: Fukomys damarensis (Damara mole-rat)
Lineage: Eukaryota; Metazoa; Chordata; Mammalia; Rodentia; Bathyergidae
Product: NADH dehydrogenase [ubiquinone] 1 alpha subcomplex subunit 10, mitochondrial-like
Exons: 11
Biological process (GO): mitochondrial electron transport, NADH to ubiquinone
Cellular component (GO): cytoplasm
Source: RefSeq, a predicted model, not a curated record
AUGUAUCUGGAACUGCUUAACUGGCGGUGGGCUAAGGGGCUUGCAUGGGGGAGGGAGCCAGUUAGAACAUCAGCCAGAGAGCAGGCCAGUGAAGAUGUUGAUGCUGUUACUUUUAUCACAGGACGAAUUCAUACCAGUGCACAGCGCAAACUGCAGUAUGGGCUUUUGGCAAACUUUCUUGGUGACAAGGCAUCAAAAAAACUGACAGAAGAAAGCUAAGUGAUAACUGUGGAUGGCAACAUAUGCUCUGGGAAGGGCAGGGCUGCAAAAACAAUAGCGGAGCAUCUAGGCCUGAAGCACUUUCCUGAAGCAGGGAUCCAUUACGCAGCCAGCAUCACAGGAGAUGGAAAAGCCCUGGCUGAGGAGCUCACUGGCAGCUGUAGUUUGGAGAAGUUUUACGAUAACCCACAAAGCAGUGAUGGGAACAGCUACCGCCUGCAAUCCUGGCUGUACACCAGUGGCCUCCUGCAGUACGCAGAUGCCCUGGAGCACCUGCUGAGCACAGGACAAGGUGUAGUCUUGGAGCGUUCCAUCUACAGUGACUUUGUCUUCCUGGAGGCGAUGUACACACAGGGCUACAUCCGGAAGCAGUGUGUGGACCACUACAAUGAGGUGAAGAAACUCACCAUCUCCGAGUACUUGCCUCCCCACGUGGUGGUCUACAUCGACAUGCCUGUGCCGGAGAUCCAGCAGCGGAUCCAGAAGAAGGGUGACCGACACGAAAUGAAGGUCACCUCUGCCUAUCUCCAGGACAUUGAGGACGCCUACAAGAGGACCUUCCUCCCUGAGAUGAGUGAGAAAUGUGAGGUUUUGGUGGACAGUGCGAAAGAAAGUGAAGAUGUAGACAAGGUGGUGGAGGACAUUGAGUACCUCAGUUUGGACAAAGGACCUUGGCUGAAGCAGGAUGACCACAGUCUCCAUAACCUGCGGAUGCGUCUUGACAGUGUUUUGUGCUCAUGUUCGUGGCCCAUGACUGACUGGCACCUCCGGGGAUGGCGUCAGCCCUGAGGGUCACCGAUUGCCAGCCCAGUGCCCAGAUGUGCAGGCCCUUCCUCGCCUGAGCCGCCUUGUGGUCCCUGCCACCCGCUGUCUGCCUUCCCUUCCCGCAGAGACCCCUGCAACAGCUCCACAAGGUUUCAGGAUAAGUGGCAAGUGCUGAAUUACACAAGUAUCCCCAUCUGUCUCCUGGAAAUCACAGUCUGAGCUCCCCA